Phragmites australis (common reed) is the source of this 1268-nucleotide messenger RNA. Its product is annotated as mRNA-decapping enzyme subunit 2. The coding region runs from base 121 to 1089 and encodes 322 amino acids. Gene Ontology annotation, cellular component: cytoplasm. Gene Ontology annotation, biological process: deadenylation-dependent decapping of nuclear-transcribed mRNA; nuclear-transcribed mRNA catabolic process, nonsense-mediated decay. The transcript is spliced from 8 exons. Gene Ontology annotation, molecular function: RNA binding; 5'-(N(7)-methylguanosine 5'-triphospho)-[mRNA] hydrolase activity; manganese ion binding. The record is from RefSeq and is a predicted model, not a curated record. NCBI's taxonomy places the organism in Eukaryota, Viridiplantae, Streptophyta, Magnoliopsida, Poales, Poaceae.
CAGAAAGCCCACCAUUGGUGUCGCGAUUAUUCUAUUGAACCCUGCGUGCCCUGCGCUGCUGCAGUGCUGCCUGCAGCGAGAGAGGAGAGGAGGGUGCAGAGAGGGCGCGGUGGCCGGUGGAUGACGAUGGCCGGCGGCGGGGGACUGAACCGGUCCUCGUCGAGGGGGCAGCUGCCGCCGCAGGAGCUGCUCGACGAUCUAUGCAGCCGCUUCCUGCUGAACGUUCCCAAGGAGGAGCUGGAGUCGUUCGAGCGGAUCCUGUUCCUGCUGGAGCAGGCGCACUGGUUCUACGAGGACAACUCCGUCGAGCACAACCCCAACCUCAAGUCCCUAUCCUUCAAGGACUUCACCUCCCUCAUGUUCAAGAGUUGCACUGCUCUCAGGCCCUACAUCGCGCACCUGGACGAUAUCUACAAGGACUUCAACAACUACAAGUUCCGCGUCCCCGUCUCGGGUGCCAUCAUCCUGGAUGAGACCUAUGAGAGGUGCUUGCUUGUUAAGGGAUGGAAGGCUGGGGCCAGCUGGAGCUUUCCUCGUGGAAAGAGGAAUAAAGAUGAGGAAGAUCAUACUUGUGCUAUUAGAGAAGUUCUGGAGGAAACUGGGUGUGAUGUUUCUACGCUUUUAAAGAUGGAUGAUUACAUUGAAGUUUCAAUUGGACAACAAAGAGUUCGGCUCUAUAUCAUAAGUGGUGUUAAGAGAGAUACUGUGUUUGCACCUCAAACCAAGAAGGAAAUCAGUGAAAUCUCAUGGCACAGAAUUGAUGAGCUCUUACCAGCUAGUGAUGAUGCUAUAUCUCGUGGAGCGAAUGGAUUGAAGCUCUACAUGGUUGCACCAUUUUUUACGGGUCUAAAGGCUUGGAUUGCCACGCAUCCUCCCCCACCGUAUCAGAAAUCAGAGGCAUCCGCUAGAGGUACUGUGUGGAAAGCGAAGAAUUCCUCAAGUGGUGGUGUGCCUGUGGAGAACCCUGUUACUAGAGCAGGAUCCGAUGCGCAACAUGUUGACAACCGCCCUGGUAGAAGCUUCAGAAACUUCAGGUUUGACACGGCAAGCAUCCUGCAGUCCAUGGAAGCAUCGUUUUUACGUACCUAGGAGCCUGACAAAGUAUCAACCCGUGUAUCCUCGAUAUGUAUAGACUCUGGACCAGCGUUGUGAGUGUUAACUCCACAAGAAUAUGCUGUCUUCGUUUCAUAUCUCUUUCUCGGGUAGUACCUGUAAUCUUCAGUGCAACAAAUAUUUCGUCUUUCCGGUAAUAUAGAUCCCCUCUGUCA